AUGCCUGGGAAAUCAUCGGUAACGGCUACAGCGACAACACGCCUCUUGAAGUAUCCCAGUGCCCGUCUCUCUACAUUAUACCAGACUGUUCCAAGGCCAAGCGAAUGCUUCAGUUCUACUUCGUCUUCGAGUUCCAAUCCGAGCUCUACAUCUAGAUUCCAUACAGGCCUUAGUCGAACUCAAAACCCCCCUCAUACACCUACACCUCACAUAACAAAAAUCCAGAACAGAAGUCACUUCAUAGCUGUCAUGCCACUUUCCUCGUCGACCAGCGACCCACCUACGAUGCCAAUUUAUCCAGGGCAUCGAAGUCUGAGUAACAGCACUGCAAUGGGCAAGAGCACGAGUACGAGAGGAAACGUAACCGCAGUAGCAACGCCAGUUGGAAGCGGAUAUGGAUCUGCGUCAAACAUUCGCAGGAUUGGGGUCGCUGAGGAAUUCAGGCGUGGAGCUUCUACUACGACGAAUAAAUUGGCGCAUACAGGGUUUGAGGUCACUCCUGUACCCAAAACUUUGCUUGAGAAAACAAAACCGAUUAGAACCGCUGCGUGUCUUGUGAUUGGGGAUGAGAUAUUGAAUGGGAAGACGAUGGAGAAAAAUUCGCAUUAUUUUGCAAAAUAUUGUUUUGACUUCGGAAUCGACCUGAAACGCGUGGAGGUCAUUCCCGAUGAUGAAGCUGAGAUCAUUGCUGCCAGCAGGCGUUUGGUCGAGCAGUAUGACUUUGUGGUCACCACGGGUGGGAUAGGGCCUACCCAUGACGAUAUCACAUAUGCGUCCCUUGCAAGAGCCUUCAAUCAAAAUCUUCAACAUCAUGAGGAGACAUUAAGACGCAUGAAUGAAAUGAACAAGAACCGGGCUUGGAUGGCUUCCAUGGAUGCUGAACAGAGAGAUGCUACAAAGAGAAUGGCAUUGUUCCCUGAAAAGGCGGAAGUUAUCUUUAUUGGAAGGGAUAUCUGGGUGCCGGUUGUCCGCUUGGAAGGCAAGCUAUGCGUGUUUCCUGGAAUACCCGCCUUGUUCCAGAAGAUGCUCGAUGGGUUGACGGAUUAUCUGCCUCUGCUUCCACCUAGUGAGAGACCACUUAGAAUUCAAAUCUUCACAGAACGUCCUGAAUCCAUGAUCGCUCCGUAUUUGACAUCGCUCCAAGCCCGGCUCAAAGCGGACGGGAUUCAAGUCGGAUCGUAUCCUGUCCUCAAUCAAGGCGUGUUUGUUAGCUUGAUUGGGAGAGACAUUCCUUCUUUUGUGGGCUCGUCUACUACAAAUGGGAAGAAACUCAAGAAAGGUCCACCGCGGAUAUGGCUUGCAGAGGUAGCGAAGGAGGUCGAGAGGGAGGUUGGGGGUAGGGUUGUUAGUGAAGAGGAGGUUGCGGAAAAGAAGGAGGCAGCGAAGGGAUUCGAUCCGGCGGGAAGACCGAUAGAGCCAAAUCCGAAUAUGACUUCUGCCUCUCCUCUCAAGGCGAAGAUAUAA
Molecule: messenger RNA, 1464 nt
Organism: Marasmius oreades (fairy-ring Marasmius)
Lineage: Eukaryota; Fungi; Basidiomycota; Agaricomycetes; Agaricales; Marasmiaceae
Exons: 7
Coding region: 1-1464 (487 amino acids)
Source: RefSeq, a predicted model, not a curated record